This is a messenger RNA of Procambarus clarkii (red swamp crayfish), 387 nucleotides long. NCBI's taxonomy places the organism in Eukaryota, Metazoa, Arthropoda, Malacostraca, Decapoda, Cambaridae. The record is from RefSeq and is a predicted model, not a curated record.
AUGGUAACACCUCCACCGAGACCACAUUUGACACUGAAGAGACGGCCGAAGACGGAAGAGGCGUCAAGACCACCGCCGAGGAAGGGGCACCAGAAUCCCCAGAGCGAGCAGCCUUCUUCAACACCACCACCAGACCACCUCGCUCACCACCAACCUCAGCAGGGGAAACCGCCCCCCCACGUAGAACUCGAGCCAUCCGACACAGGCGACGCUCCUGAAGCAGGAUUCGCAGACACCAUAUUUGAAGCAGAGGCCGAAACACCGGCACCGGCAUCCUCAGGCAAAUGCACCUCUGCCACCACUGCAGUAUGCAACAUACCUGGAACCACCUUGCCGCCGCCAGAAGAUCCACAAUCGCCGAAUUCGCUAACGUCGCCCCACGCUUGA